AUGGCGUCGAAAGGUAUCACUUCCGCGCAGUCUGACUUUGUCUCGGACUAUGCUCCCACACGCUCAGGCGAGGAGGGUGCACACAUCCGCGACCUCCCGUCUGCAUCUCAACGCUCUCCCAAGUGGAACGUCAACUCGAGGGCGUACCUCUGCGCUGCCAUAGGCUUCUUGGGUAUCUUCCUGUUCGGGUACGAUGCUGGUCUUGGUGGAGGUGUCCUGGUCCUCCCUUCCUUCGCAUCUGAUUUCGGCAUUGAGGGGACGGCGGAGCACGUUGCGGAUCUUCAAGGAAAUGUCGUCUCCAUCUUCCAGGGCGGAGCGUUCUUUGGUGCUCUUGGAUCCUCUCCGAUCAUGGACAAGAUGGGUCGUAAAUGGUCACUCAUGGUCGGAUGCGUCGUCUUCAUGAUCGGCGGUAUCGUUCAGACUGUCUGCUUUGGUAACCUCAACCAGUUCUACAUCGGCCGUCUCGUUGCUGGUCUCGGUGUCGGUCUCAUGAGUUCCGUCUGCCCCACCUAUUCGUCCGAGAUCGCGCCCAAGGAGAUUCGAGGCCGCGUCACUGGCCAGUUCCAGGUCAUCGUCGUCACCGGUGUCGCCAUCUCUUUCUGGAUCAACUACGCCGUCAGUCUGUACCCCGCCUCGGCUGGGUCCCUCCAGUGGCGCGUCCCCAUUGGGUUCCAGCUCGUGCCCGUCGGUCUCAUGAUGAUCCUCUUGCCCAUCAUGAAGGAGUCUCCCCGUUGGCUCGCUACCAAGGACCGUGAGGACCUGGCGCUCAAGAACCUUGCCUGGCUCCGCAAGGCCGACGAGCACGACGAAUACGUCCUCGCCGAGUUCGCCGAGAUCACCGCAGCCAUCGCCGAGGAACGUGCCGCUACCAAGGGAGCGAGCUGGCGCGAGUGCUUCUCCAAGGGCAACCCUAUCCGCUUUGGUAUCGCCUUCGUCAUCUUCACUCUCCAGCAAUGGUCCGGCCAGAACUCCAUCUCCUACUACGCCCCCACUAUCUUCAAGGCUAUUGGAAUCACUGGCUCUUCGACCUCCCUCCUCGCCUCCGGUAUCUACGGUAUCGUCAAGAUCAUCUCGACCGGUAUCUUCAUUGCUUUCGGUAUUGAGCGCUUCGGCCGGAAGAAGCCCCUCGCGAUCGGUGUGGCGAUGAUGUCGGGCUUCCUCUUCAUCAUUGGAGCCGUCUUCAACACCCACCCGCCUGUCGUCGGGUCAGGCACCGUCUCCAGCGCCAGUAUCGCAAUGGCCGUCAUGAUCUACCUCUUCGUCAUCCCGUACUGCUUCUCCGUCGGUCCUCUCCCGUGGGUCAUCUGCGCCGAGAUCUUCAACAACCGGACUCGGUCAUACGGUCUCGCUCUUACCGCUUCCACUCAGUGGUUCUGGAACUUUGUCGUCAGCAAGUGCACACCUCUCAUGGUCAUCGGUAUGCCCAAGGGCGGUAUCUUCUUCUUCUUCGCCGUCAUCAACAUCGUCAGCUUCGGUCUCACCCUGCUCCUGCCCGAGACCCAGGGUAAAUCAUUGGAGGAUAUGGAUCUUCUCUUUGGUUCGGUCACCCAGGAAGAGCGUGAUGCAGGUGUCGCGAGGCGGGCGGCCGAGCUGCACGCUACGGAGAAGAUGGCGGAUGAGCACGAGCACGUCGAGGACCGGAAGUAG
Messenger RNA from Dioszegia hungarica, 1647 nucleotides. RefSeq names its product sugar transporter. Lineage: Eukaryota; Fungi; Basidiomycota; Tremellomycetes; Tremellales; Bulleribasidiaceae. Gene Ontology annotation, molecular function: carbohydrate:proton symporter activity. The transcript is spliced from 10 exons. The record is from RefSeq and is a predicted model, not a curated record. Gene Ontology annotation, biological process: transmembrane transport; carbohydrate transport. The coding region runs from base 1 to 1647 and encodes 548 amino acids. Gene Ontology annotation, cellular component: membrane.